Messenger RNA from Exaiptasia diaphana, 2358 nucleotides. RefSeq lists its product as uncharacterized. Lineage: Eukaryota; Metazoa; Cnidaria; Anthozoa; Actiniaria; Aiptasiidae. The record is from RefSeq and is a predicted model, not a curated record. Gene Ontology annotation, molecular function: protein binding.
GUUGGAGGGUACUGGUUUAUGUUACUAUGACAACAGCCGUCUCAAUCAACCAAAAUGGCGGCCACUUCGAGUCGUCAAAGAUCGAUGCCUCUUUUACGGCGUCCUUUGCCGCCAAAACCUAUACCUAAGCCAGCAUCUUCAACAUUUUACUCAAACGAAGAUGAGAAAUCUACAGCUCGCUCAAAAUCACCCACAAUUUCUACACGAACACGAUCCAGACCAAAGGCCUCACGAUCCGAGCAGCAGUAUCGUGGUGACAUUGCCUUACCAAACACCUCCGUUGUUCAGCCCUAUCYUCCACGGGGUCCUCCUCCAUUGCCUCCAAGACAACCAAGAAAAGUCAGAGAAUUACCUCCUGCUAUUUUAGACUCGUAUACUAAACCUCCACCAGCUUUCACACUUAAGAAUUUCUCGCUGCGAAUCCCAUCUCGUUGUGGCGAAGAGGAACACAGAGAGAUAAUGAUAUCGGARCAAAACUAUCAAAAAUUAACGAGUUGGUUGACCGCUAAUCGGCCAAAACAAUCGCAAAUACACAGCCUUGAGUUYGACACAUCCAUUGAAGUACCAGAUGUCACUCCAAGAAUUCCGCCAAGYCAUCUCUCCAUUGAGAUGAGUUUACCUGUAGCAGACAUGGAGUUCAAUGAUUCACCCGACUACUAUGGUUAUGCUGAUAAUAGAAUACCCAAAGGAACACCAGUUACCCCAGCUGUAUCUAAACAGACAUACUACUCAAGGCAAAGACCUCCACUACCCCCUAUUGAACAAAGUGCCCARGAGGACUUCUCUGGGGAUGACCAUAUUUAUCAAGUAGACACCCAAGAGAAGCCUUUAGGGACCAAAUAUAAAGGGYUGGAGUUAACAGAUGYCGCUCAGUUGGAAUCUAAUGAAACACAGGGAGGGAAUGAAAUUAGAACAGUUAAUGAUAAAACAACAGAGGAAAAACAAAUGUAUAUAGAUCAAGAAAUGAAAUAUGAUUAUUCUAGCAAUCAGAUAGAGACUGAAAAAAACAUGGGAAAGCAAAAAAUUAAUUUCAAAGAAGACAUAGAAGAAAGUUUUGAGUUUAAAGAGGGUGUUAUCAAAGAGCAAGAAAACCAAGAACAAUGGAUACAACAAAGAGGAUUAACCUUUGAUCAAUUUCCAGCCAUCACUUACAGAGACUUAGAUGUMGUACUCCCUAGCUCAGCCCCAGUGUAUUACCAGGGAGAGGCACUMCCAAGGACUAUGUCUCCUUUUGCUACAGCUGAUAAUGAUGAUACUCAAAUCACACCAUUAGAAGCAGUAAUAUUGAAUGCUCUUAUGACAGAAUCAGCAACUCUGAACAUCAAAGCCCAUUUCUUGAGUGAACUACCAACUCUGAAUCAGUUGUCUGAUCAUCUGACACAUCUUAAUGCUUCAUUCAAUGAUUUCUGGGUGUUUCCUCCUGAAAUACUGGAUUUACAUAAACUUGUAUCAUUGAGAUUAAGAAACAAUCCAAUCAAGGAGAUUCCACAUGAAAUCUGUAACUUAAAACAGCUGAAAGUACUCGAUAUGUCUUUCAAUCUUCUCUCUUCACUCCCUAAAUGCCUGUUUGAAUUAAAAGACUUAGAAAUACUGGACAUGUGUUACAACCGAAUCUCAUUCAUACCAACUGAYAUUGGAAAUCUCAGAUGUUUACGRGAACUCAGUGUGGAGGGAAACCAGAUUAGAGCUCUUCCUGUCACAGCUUUACAUCUUCCUCUAAGARACUUGCGUAURGCCAACAAUAUCCUUCAUCCAUUGUUUUGGAGAGAAACGGCCAGCAACCAGCCCCAGAGACUGUUUGAUCUAUGUGCACUUACUGUCAAUAAAACUGAACAAGACAGUUUAAAGAUGGCUACUUUACCAGAUUCCAUCAAAUCAUAUCUUAAAAGCCCUGGCAAAUGUGACUGUUGUGGCGGCGUAAAAUAUGGCCAAGGCUUGCGAGUCAUCAAGUCACCCGAUGAAAUCUUUGGAGUCAAGAACUUGCCUUUCCUGUUCACUGUCUGUUCCCAAAGAUGCAGAAAAACGUUUAUKAAAAACAAAGAUGCUAUCGAACUGUGGUUGUUGAGGAACAAUAUAGUUAUAAAAAAACAAUAGAUAAGAUAAAUAUAUCAAAUCUACUGAAAAAAAUAUUGUAUAUAUUCCAUACACCCUCCAAAGGCGGUUGAUAAUUUCAAGAAUUUAGUGUCAGAACUGAUGGUGAGAGCUAGCGAUGCAGUUCGCAUUGAUCUUUGAUGCUUACAACAAAUUUUAAAGUUAAAACAUUUGUCAAAUAUUUUAAUAUGAAAGCCGAGACUUUUAUAUAUUUAAACGAAGCCUAUGAGAAGUAUAUAAAAUUAAAUUAUGUGCUUUUGAACAAAA